AUGGUGGAUCUCUUCUUUCUUCAAUCAUAUUUCACAGCUUCAUCAGAAUCAUUAGCUGUGGAGGAUUGUUCCUCUGGUGCUUAUUCUUCUCAAGCCACUGGUGAAAACGAUAGGAGGCCAGAUACGGGUAAUAUUGAAGAAGCCGAAUCAUCUCUUCGUGAAAAUGGUUCCUUAAAUUUUGAGGAAGCAAGAGCGUUGUUAGGGAGAUAUGAAUAUCAAAAGGGAAACAUAGAAGCUGCUCUUCAUGUGUUUGAAGGGAUAGAUAUAGCAACAGUAACUCCAAAGAUGAAGAUUAGUCUUUCCCAAAGAGGCGAACCUCGUAGAAGAGUUUCUCAUAAUUAUGGGGAUCCACCAUUGUCUAUACAUGCUGUUGGUUUACUCCUUGAAGCAAUUUUAUUUCACACUUCUGGACAAAAAAAAAAAAAAAAAAACAAACCUGUGUGCUGUGAUGUUGAAGACGAAGGAGAUGGAGGAUGGGCAGUGAAAUCGGCGACCACCAGCAGCAAGGAGCGGCGACCACCAGCAGCAAGGAGCGGCGAGCAGCAGCAGCAGCGACGGCGACCGGCAGCAGCAGCGACGGCGACCAAAAUUCUUCCGGUCUUCAACACGUUCGACGCCAAGAAAGAAUGA
Lactuca sativa (garden lettuce) is the source of this 630-nucleotide messenger RNA. NCBI's taxonomy places the organism in Eukaryota, Viridiplantae, Streptophyta, Magnoliopsida, Asterales, Asteraceae. The record is from RefSeq and is a predicted model, not a curated record.